Molecule: messenger RNA, 966 nt
Organism: Lottia gigantea (owl limpet)
Lineage: Eukaryota; Metazoa; Mollusca; Gastropoda; Lottiidae
Exons: 9
Coding region: 1-966 (321 amino acids)
Biological process (GO): pentose-phosphate shunt, non-oxidative branch; pentose-phosphate shunt; carbohydrate metabolic process
Cellular component (GO): intracellular anatomical structure; cytoplasm
Molecular function (GO): transaldolase activity
Source: RefSeq, a predicted model, not a curated record
AUGUCUUCCUUGGACCAAUUAAAGGCAAUAACGACUGUAGUCGCCGAUACUGGUGACUUCGAAGCCAUGGCGAAGUUUAAACCAACAGAUGCUACGACUAACCCUUCGUUGAUUCUGGCUGCAGCUGGUAUGAAAUCAUAUCAGAAACUGAUUGAUGAAGCUGUCUCAUACGGAAAGGAAAAAGGAAGUGACGUCGAAGCCCAGUUGAGUCACGCCAUGGAUAAAGUUUGUAUUAAUUUUGGAAUGGAAAUAUUAAAGAUUAUCCCUGGAAGAGUUUCUACUGAGGUUGAUGCCAGACUGUCGUUCGACACAAAGGCAAUGGUGGAGAAAGCUAAACAGUUGAUUAGUUUAUAUAAAGAGAAUAACGUCAGUAAAGAGAGAAUUCUAAUUAAACUAUCAUCAACCUGGGAGGGAAUACAGGCUGCUAAAAUUUUAGAAUCAGAAUGUGGAAUCCAUUGUAACAUGACUCUGAUCUUUAAUUUUCACCAGGCUAUAGCAUGCGGGGAUGUAAAAGCUACGUUAAUUUCACCGUUUGUUGGAAGAAUAUUUGAUUGGUUCGUUAAGAAUACAGAUAAAAAAUCUUACGAACCUCUUGAAGAUCCAGGAGUACAGAGUGUAACUAAAAUUUAUAACUAUUAUAAAAAAUACGGAUAUAAGACAGUGGUGAUGGGGGCAUCGUUUAGAAAUACAGGACAGAUUAUAGGUCUAGCUGGAUGUGAUCUACUAACUAUAUCACCUAAAUUAUUGGAUGAAUUAUCGAAAUCUAAUGAUGAGUUACAGACACAACUCAGUGUAGAGUCAGCCAAGUCUCAAAAGAUAGAAAAAGUGACUGUAGAUGAAAAUGUAUUCAGAUGGGAAUUGAAUGAAGAUGCCAUGGCAACAGAGAAAUUAGCAGAAGGCAUCAGGAAAUUUGGAGUUGAUGCCGUCAAAUUGGAAAAUCUUCUUCGUGAACGAUUAUUGAAAUAA